Molecule: messenger RNA, 531 nt
Organism: Penicillium oxalicum
Lineage: Eukaryota; Fungi; Ascomycota; Eurotiomycetes; Eurotiales; Aspergillaceae
Product: V-type ATPase assembly factor PKR1
Exons: 1
Coding region: 1-531 (176 amino acids)
Biological process (GO): vacuolar proton-transporting V-type ATPase complex assembly
Cellular component (GO): endoplasmic reticulum membrane
Source: RefSeq, a predicted model, not a curated record
AUGGCUUCUUUCAUGGAGGAGCUAUGGUCCAGCAUCUUCGUCCCAGGCCCCACCCGGACUUUGCUGAUCGCGACCAACGCAACCUUCGCUGCCCUCCAGCUUGUCCUCUUCGUGCUGGGGAUGGUCACUUACAGUAUUCACUUUGUCGUCCUCUCAGUGCUGUCGGCAGGGCUGUGGUAUUCAAUCAACUGGUUUGCCCGCGAGGUGCGCCUAGCGCAGGCGGCUCAAGAGGCCGAAAAGGCGAAACAGGAAGAACGGGCGGCUAUCGCUGCCGCCAGGAAGAAGGAUAUCGGACCGGUCGAGAGCGGAGACAGUGAGACGGAGACGGAGACAGAGACCCUCGCUCAGGCCACAGCGUUGCCCACAUCGCAUGCAUCGUCCGUCAUGGCUACAGGGAGUGAGAUGGCCUCGGACAGACUGCAACCUCCGCAGCGGGACACCAAACAGCGGCUGAACACGGGGGGUGAUAGCUCUGGGUAUGGCAGCACCGAUAGCGAGUGGGAAAAAGUGGACGACAACAAGACGCGAUAG